UACUUUAAAGUUCACUAACUUCUUUCUUUGUAGUGUCAGAAAGAGAGUUGUGAACACGUAUCAUCAGCAUCUGAGGAAACACAGUGACCCCCUUGCGAGGCUGAGUGACGACGAGGCUGAGGGGAUGAAUAUUUCAGAUUGUGACCCAUAUUGAGGAGGAAAUGCGACUAGCUCAGCUGUGCGUCGGCAGGGAGGCAGUUUGCUGUCAACCCGUCGCUUUCUAAGGGCACAAAUGGCAGCAAGAGUGAAAAAAAGCCAGAGCAAAACAGAGAAAGCACACCGCGGAGAAGGGAGUGUCCUGCUUCUCGGAGCUGCUAGCGAGCGAGCACUGCUCUCCACACAGCCACGAGGAAUCGCCCGAGGAGGAGAACGGAGGGGGAAGCGUCUCUGAACGAAAACUCACUAGAAAAGGCACUUUCCUGCUGCUGAGAAGUCCUUGUGGUCGGUCAGGGCAAUGACUGUGCCCUCGGCCCAUGAGUUUCACUGGCAGAGCCUGGCCCGCCUCUCCAGCGGACGCGUCUACCACUCGCUGGCUGAGGUGGGGGGUCAGCUGUACAUGCUGGGGGGCUGUGAUGCUGCUGGAAGACCCACCACUUCACUGGAGCUCUACUCUCCAGAGGUAGACCAAUGGGUCAGCUUACCUCCUAUGCCCACCGCCAGAGCUGGGGCGGCUGUUGCAAUCUUGGGCAAGCAGCUCCUCGUGGUGGGAGGCGUAGGAAAGGACCAGCGCCCGCUGAAGGUUGUAGAGGUGUACAACACAGAAGAGGGCAAGUGGAAGAAGAGGUGUUCACUGAGGGAGGAACUGAUGGGAGUCUCCAUCACUGUUAAAGAUGGCAGAGCUUUUGCCGUCGGGGGAAUGGGAGCAGACCUGCUGCCCAGAAGCGUUCUGCAGCAGUACGACCUUCGCAAGGACGUCUGGGCCCUUCUGCCCCCCUUGCCCACUCCCCGCUAUGAUACGAGCAUCUGCCUUCAGGGAUCCAAGAUAUACGUAGCAGGUGGGCGUCAGUGUAAGCGUUCUGUGAAAGCUUUUGAAGUCUUUGACAUGGAUAGCCGCACCUGGUCCUCUUUACCCAGCCUGCCCUGUAAGCGGUCCUACUCCGGGGUGCUGUGGGAUAGCACCGGACGCCUCUGCUGGCUGGGAGGCCUUCGCCAAGGAGGAAUCCAUCAGAGCUCAAAGUUCACCAAAAAUGUCAACAUCUUCGACCCCAACCAAGGAUCAUGGAUGAGGUCUGAAGACACUGUUUCCAUGAAAACCAAGCGGGCAGACUUUGCAGCAGCCAUAAUACGAGGGAGAAUGGUCGUGGCAGGAGGAUUGGGUCAUCAGCCCUCAGUGCUGGACACCGUUGAGGCCUUCCAUCCCGAAAAGAGGAAGUGGGAAACUCUGGCACCCAUGGCGAACCCACGCUGCUCCGCCUCCACCAUCAUGAUCCGCGACCGCCUGUUGGUGGUGGGAGGAGUCAAUCAAAUCCCAAGCUCAGCCAAUGAGAUUCUUUACGUAAAGGAGGAGGAAAUUCUUUAGCCAUGCACGUCUGUAGCCUAUGUGAAGUUGCCUUCAGCAUGUCAGUAGAGUUAGCCUGAACAAGCUAGCCUAUUGUAGAGAAGUGGAGACGCUACUUUUGUCAAUAGGAAGAUGAUGCCAUCGUCCAACCAGGUCCUGUUCUACCUGUCAAACAGCAAAGCACAAAAAAAAGUCUUGGGACAGUAAGACAGUAUUUUUUUUGGUUGUUAUUGUUGUUUCGUUGCCAAAUGUUACCUCCUAUCGUCGUGCUUUACAACACACACACAAACUCACACACAUACCUAUAGCAAGACAAUCCACUCCUGAAGUCUUACCAUGUAGGAAAACGACGAAUACUGUAGAUCUAGACGAACUACAAGCAUGUGAGAUUGUAGACGAUGUAUACUGUAUUUAUAUCUCACUGAUUUGUACGUGGAGUCUGUGUACUAAGAGGUAUUUGCAGGGUAUUUUUUUGUAGCUACACACAAAAAUUGUCAGGUAGCCAGGUAGCUCUCGAUUCGUCUGGAGUGUUCCUUCUGCAAAGUGGCAUUUUGUUUUCUUCUCACAAAGUGAGGUUAAUAGCCGGAACAGGUACACAGUUGAGGUAGCCUAAUCGUGUUACUUGUUGUGUCAGCUGUUUUUUGUGCCUGCGGUUUGUGCAAGACGUAUUGUAAAGAAUUGUGAUAGGAUAUGAGCAUCUGACUGUUUCAGAGUUCUUCUCAUCUCGUCAGAUAUAUAUAUAUUCAGUUGAUUCACAUUUUUCAGUCAGUAUGUCUAGCGGAAAUGCCAAGUAAUUUAUUCAAACCCAAAUCAGAAGUUGAAACAGUAAAACAAACAAAACACAGUGUUUCUUACAUUUAUUUUGACUUAUAGUUCAUUACAGACAGUAUGAACCCAAAAUAUUUCAUAUAUAAAUAGUUUUAUUGGCUCAAUUUCAUUUAAUUUGUUAAUAUACACCCAUUCCUGUUUUUCUCCAAGACACAACAACCAUCUACAGGGGUUUGACAAUGAAACUGAAACACCUGUCAUUUUAGUGUGGGAGGUUUCAUGGCUAAAUUGGAGCAGCCUGGUGGCCAAUCUUCAUUAAUUGCACAUUGCACCAUUAAGAGCAGAGUGUGAAGGUUCAAUUAGCAGGGUAAGAGCACAGUUUUGCUCAAAAUAUUGCAAUGCACCCAACAGUAUGGGUGACUUAUUAGAGUUCAAAAGAGGACAAAUUGUUGAUCAAAUCUGUGACCAAGACAGCAAGUCUUUGUGCUGCAUCAAGAGCCACGGUAUCCAGGGUAAUGUCAGCAUACCACCAAGAAGGACGAACCACAUCCAACAGGAUUAACUGUGGACGCUGUAAGAGGAAGCUGUCUGAAAGGGAUGUUCGGGUGCUAACCCGGAUUGUAUUCAAAAAACAUAAAACCACGGCUGAUCAAAUCAGUGUACACCUUCCUGUUUUCACCAGAUCUGUCUCUGUCACCACAAUAAAUUAUUGUGGUCUAAACCAGGUGUUUCAGUUUCAUUGUCCAACCCCUGUAAAUCAUACUUGUGCUGGAAGCACAGAGAAGAUUUGGCCUUUGCCUUUAACCAUCUGUGCAGUGAAAAAACACACAGUGGUUUUGUGAGAACACAUGCCCGGCGCGUUGGGCAGCCGAGGAAAAAUAGGAGUUAUGGGCUUGGUCAAGGGCCCAUCCAUGCAGUUGUCAGCAAGCCAAUGCAAAACCACGUGCUGCACACAAUACAAAGGCUUGGCUGUGAAAGAAAAGGGCACAUACAGAGGCUGGUCUGGUCUGUUUGCAGGUCUAACAUAAGCUUAAAUGUUUGUAGGAAGAAUUUGACAAAAUAUUAGCCUGAAACACUUCAUCGCUUGGUGUUUUCGGUGCCAAUACUUCCUUUAGAAAUUAAUUAAAUGAGGAAUAGCAACAUUAGGCUUUACUGUCACAAAAAUGUUUUUUUUUUUUAUGGAUUGUGUUGCAGACCUGAAAUGGAUGGUUUAUUAAUAAUUGAAAUCAAUGAAAAUGUAACAAACAACGCAUGAAACACAUGUGCAUCUCAAAAGAAUAGAAUAUCAUUGAAACGUUAUUUUAUUUCAGUAAUUCAUUUCAAAACGUGAAACUCAUAUGCAACCCACAAGUCAGUUUCUCAGAAAAUUAAAAUAUUAAGUAAGACCAAUUGGUACUUUUGGCAGUGUGGACAGUGUGCCAGAUACUGCUGGAAAAUGAAAUCUGCAUAUUGAUAAAUGUUGUCAGCAGAGGGAAGCAUGAAGUGCUGUAAAAUCUCCUGGUAGACACUGAACUGAUUUUGGAGGGACAUGUCAUCUGCUGGUGUUGGUCCACUGUGUUUUAUUAAGUCCAAAGUCAGGGCAGAGUUUACAGCACUUCAUGCUUUUCUCUGCUGACAACUUUUAUGGAGCUGCAGAUUUAUUUUUUCAGCAGGACUUGCCAUAAUCCAUAAUCAUCAACAAUAAAAGAAAUAAACGCUUAAACUAGAUCACUCUGUGUGUAAUACAACCUAAAUAAAGUAACUUUUUAAUGAUAUUCACAUUUUAUGAGAAUCUCCUGUAUUUUGGGUUCAUUCUGUCUUUUUUCUGUUAUCCUUUCUGAUUUUGGGUUGUACAGAGCUAUUGUGUUAUUAUAUUGUGUACUGUAUAAUAUACACUAUAUUGCCAAAAGUAUCUGCUCGCCUGUGAGCAUUGCGUGAUGGUGAUGCGAGGCAUGGAUGUAGCUUAUUGGCCAUGGAAACCCAUUCUAUGUAGCUCUGCAAGCUCUAUGAUUAACGAGUUAAUCUGAAGACCACUCUUGUCAGUGUAAUUUUAGAUUGACAGAGUGAUGAAAUGCUGUAGUUCCCAGUUGCUUCCACUUGUUAUAAUAUCACUGACAGUUGACUGUGGAAUAUUUAGUAGAACUUGUUGCACAGGUGCUGCAUUCUAUCACGGUCCCACACUGGAGUUUACUGAGCUGAGAGAGACCCAGUCCUUCACUAAUGUUUUUAGGAGCAGUCCACAUGCCUAGGUGCUCUUUUUUUAAUACACCUGUGGUCAUGGAAGGGAUUAAAACACCUGAGUUUAAUAAUUUGGAUGGGUGAGCUGAUACUUUUGGCAAUUAUGUCCAAUUUGUUUGGCAAUUUAGUGUAUUUACCAGACGUUUACUAUAUAUAUGGUCAGAGAAAGCGGAGUUAAUAUAUUAGUGGAUAAAGAAAUGUUUGUACAGAAAGGUGUUUACUGAAUGUAUUACUGAGGUAUAACUAAGAUAAGCUCGAGUCUGCAAGGAAAGGCUCACCUUGAUGCACUUAAUUUAGAUAAGAACCACCAAUCCGCGACAUAAGCAACCAUUUCACUUUUGCUAAGAAUCAGAACAUCAGCGUUCCUUCAAUAAAGCGACACAAGUUAUGGAAAUCGCAGCAAUAAAAGUCCAGCACAAUGUAACAAACCCUUCGAUCUUUUGUAGAAAGGAGUGCACUGUUGCAUUUCAGCCAUUAAAGGAACCACAUUUCUCA
Astyanax mexicanus (Mexican tetra) is the source of this 4978-nucleotide messenger RNA. RefSeq names its product kelch domain containing 8A (gene klhdc8a). The coding region runs from base 455 to 1519 and encodes 354 amino acids. The transcript has 6 exons. NCBI's taxonomy places the organism in Eukaryota, Metazoa, Chordata, Actinopteri, Characiformes, Acestrorhamphidae. The record is from RefSeq and is a predicted model, not a curated record. Gene Ontology annotation, molecular function: protein binding.